UCGGACGGUGCAUCAUUCUCUGAGGCUUCUCUCGGAGGGCUGAGUAUUCCCGGAACUUGAUUAUCCGACACAGAAAAUCAAACCCUUAGAGUCUUGCGCAACGCGUCUGAUCCCGAGAGGAAUUCUAUUCGACGCUGAUGGUCACUUGAAAUAACCAUUAAUGCAUACACUUCACUCAACGGGGCGCACCUGCCUGCCUCAAGCUCGAACUUCAGACUCGGGUCUCCGGGUACGGACGGGGUCGGCUUCCUCGAUUCUCAUCGGCGACCGAGAAUUCCGAUGAGGAUCCCCUAUCCAAUCAAAGCCACUCCGAGAUGGACUUCGAAGUUCGCGCUGUUCGCGAGUCCGUUAGCGAGGCAGACGGCAGCGGCCACUUGGCUCCGCCCGUCCCAAACACUCGCCACUUUUGUAUAGAAAAGGCAGCGCAAAACUGGAUGGUGAUCUAUUUGUGGCUGUGACUGGGACGCGCCGUUUAGUUCUUGUGCACUUUUAGUCCGAGAGUAGUUCCCGACUUGGUGUGGUGGUGCGAGUACUCCUGCUGCUACGCUGGUUCUAGUUCGGUCGAAAUUCGACCACGACUUCGAAAUUCAAGUAGCUUCCUGAUCUCGAUCUCGAAAUUGCCGUCAUCGAGCGAUUCAGUGUGUUCAUUAGCUGUCCGAGGAGCCGUGUGUGAGAAUCGAAUCGCGUUACUCAUCACGUCUGUAGCGUGAUCAUGGCGGAUCUCGAGAGUUUUUUCGCGAAGAAGGACAGAAAGAAGAAAAACAAGAAGGCCGAGAUCCUACCGGAGGAUCUUUUGAAGAAAAUUGAAUUGGCCCAGAAGGAAGAGUCUGUCGAAGCGGACACACAAGGCUUGGUGGAUAAUGGCUACGAUAGCAAUGGCGAUCAGCCUCAAAAAGUCUCGACCUCGGUCACGAAUAGCUCGAAGCAAACGCACGAGGACGACGAAUGGGACGAAUUUGAGGGUGAGAAAGAAGUCGACAUCAGCAACCUGAAAAUACAGAACCUCGGCGAAAUGGAGAAAGAACGCCAAGAAGUUGAAGACCAAGAGGAACUCCAGAAAGCUGUGGAAGAAUCUAAAUCCACCAUGAAAUGGAACAUAGCUCGCAAAGAGGAAUCCUCUGAUGACGAACAACCCGAUGAGAAAACCGAUGAGGUCGGCACCAGAUCAAAUGAUCAGGACAAGAGUUCGGCUGCCGAUAACAACAAUAAAGAGGAAGCAAAGACCGAGGCUCCGGCCGCUUCUCAAGCAAAAAGAUACAUACCGCCAGCUCUCAGGAACCAAGGUCUCGGGAUGAGUCAGGACAUCCGCAGUAUGCCCGCGUCCGGAGGCCCCAUGCUGGAGAAGACGAGCCUGAAGCGUAACCCGAUGAAAAAUCAGAAAAUCGACGUCAAUUCCACCGAUCAGUUCCCAAGCUUAGGAAUGGCGGUCCAGAGCUCCGGUGGCAGGAGUUUGGGUCCGGACUCUUCGUUCACCUCCGUCCGUAAAGGCGCAAGGAGCGGUCAGGAGAGUACAGCAGAUCAGCAGGGCUUGUCGACAUCGAACAAGUUCGCGGUGCUCAAGAGUAACAGGACCUAAGUGCAUCUGAUUCGAUCAAAGACCGCCGCGACACUAGCCCUGGGUUUCAAUGUUAUGAGAUAGCGGGUUGCUAUCCUGGAGGAAGCGAUGUGCUGCGAGGUGAACGGAUAAAUAGAGGGAGGAUAUCCGCUGAACGAUGAGAGUGAAAGACCGUGGGGGACGAGGCGUCGUAGAUCGCAAGAGAAAAGUAAAGAGAUGUCGAAUGGAACACAAGAGGUGUUUUUUAGAAGCGACAAACCGAUCGGGUAUUCCCUGAUAGUUUCCCGGGUAUUCACGGAAAAUUCGAUGAAAAUUAUGACGUUAACUUUGAUUAGAUAAAAGAAUGACAUGUUGGUAAGAUGCACGGGCCUAUUUAGUUGUUUCGCUCUACGACGUCACUUUGCCGCCCAAACAACAGUAUGAAUGUUAACUUUGCGAGCCUUUCGUCUGUCAAGUCGGUGUCGACGUCAUCCCUCCCACCAGCCUUCACCAUUCUUCCCGUUCUCGUUUCCACCUCCAAGUCUGCUAGUAUCCCUUGGCAACGAGAGAGUCAUGUACGGGGGAGCGAAGAGGGGAGCAUGCUGGAAAAAAGCGGCUGAGAACAUUGGCAGAACCGAGAAAAGUGGCCACGACCCGGCUCAAGUGCGGGCUGUGUUACAUUUUGUUAUCUAGCUAAGGAAAACAACUACUAAACAGAACACUGAACACGCGGACGCCAUUGGCUAUCUGCAUCCGCGUGCUAUACAUUCGAGGUCGCACCAGUCGUCACGUCCCAGUGGCGAAGAUGGUGCUCCUGUAUAAUACUAAGGCUAAGCUCAAAUAAAUAUAAUAUAGAAGUUGUUCACAUGAAUCGGAA
Molecule: messenger RNA, 2411 nt
Organism: Galendromus occidentalis (western predatory mite)
Lineage: Eukaryota; Metazoa; Arthropoda; Arachnida; Mesostigmata; Phytoseiidae
Product: protein CDV3 homolog
Exons: 6
Coding region: 713-1576 (287 amino acids)
Cellular component (GO): cytoplasm
Source: RefSeq, a predicted model, not a curated record